Molecule: messenger RNA, 22632 nt
Organism: Coregonus sp. 'balchen'
Lineage: Eukaryota; Metazoa; Chordata; Actinopteri; Salmoniformes; Salmonidae
Source: the annotation of a GenBank genome assembly
AUGGGAGGUGGAUGGAGUGAAAAGGGAGGUAGGGAAAGAAGCAUGGAGAGAGAGGAGGAGGAUGGCAGAAAGUGGGUGAUGGGGAGGCAGAUGAAGAGAAACCGACUAGAGGGAGAGAAAGAGAGAGGGAUGAGAAUAAGACAAAAGCAGACAGUGAGUAACCUAGUUGUCCUCACCAUCGGUCACACGUUCACUCCCCCUCCCCUCCUCAGGUGUGAGUUACUACCUAAAGGUCAGAGCCGUGACGCAGGUACACAGCCGUACGGCUCCGUCUAUUCGGUGUCCUCUGGGUCAGUGCAAAAGCCCAUAUAUCUGUGAGUCACUGCUGCCAGUGGGAGCAUCCAUUUUGAUUCUGUGGUCAUCAAGCUGUACCAUUCCUACUCAUGUCUACUAACGCUCUCAUACUCGCUCCAUCUCUCUCUUUCUCCCUUCUUCUUUUUCACCCUCCUCUCUGUCUUUCUCUCUCCCUCACACUCUUCCCCCUUUUUGUGAGCGCUUCAGCCAAAGUAGCUAAUCAGGCCCCACUCCAUCAUCAUCAUCACCCCCCCCCCCCCCCCCCCCCAGCCCUCUCUUCAGAUUGAGUGAAGUUCUGGAUGGGGGCAGGUGGGGAGCAAAAGGUCUACCUCUCUUAGAGUGCUCAGUUAUGAGUAUGGAGUAGCACUUGAGAGUUAGCUUGUUGAACCGUUUGAAGGAAGACAGACACUGAAGUUGUUCUGCUUUGCUCUGCUUCUGAGUGGCUCAGCAUGAUGAAAGGAAGUGGGAAUUGAUAGAAACUCAUUAUCUAAGACACUCAGGAUAUUAGGACUUGUUUUACGUCACUGGUGAAAUUAGACUAACUCACUUUCUGAUUUAUUUUAUUCCAGUGUCUAAAUGUGUCUCACUGGCGAAAUGGUGCUCAUUUAAUUCUGAGUUCUCCUGUUGUGUGUGUGUGUGUGUGUGUGUCUAGGUGGUGCUGGUGCGAUGGAACGAGCCCUUUCAGAAGCUGGCCACCUGUGACACAGACGGAGGGAUCUUUGUGUGGAUCCAGUACGAGGGCCGCUGGUCUGUGGAGCUGGUUAAUGACCGCGGGGCUCAGGUGGGAGACACUAUGGGCCAGUAACCUGGACACAGAAUAAGCCUAGUCCUGGUCUGAAAUGGUACCCUAUUCUCAAAUACGGGCCAUUGGUAGUGCACUAUAUAGGGCAGUGUUUCCCAUCUCCAGUCCUCCAGUACCCCCAACAGAACACAUUGUUGUUGUAGCCCUGGACAAGCUCACCAGAUUCUACUCAUUAAGGGCUUGAUGAUUAGUUGACAAGUUGAAUCGGGUGUGCUUGUCUGGGCCUACAACAAAAUGUGUGCUUAUAUUUUAGUAAUUUAGCAGAUGCUCUUAUCCAGAGCAACUUACAGGAGCAAUUGGGGUUAAGUGCCUUGCUCAAGGGCACAUCAACAGAUGUUUCAACUAGUCGACUUGGGGAUUUGAACCUGCGACCUUUCGGUUACUGGCCCAACGCUCUUAACCACUAGGCUACCUGCCAUUGGGGAAACACUGAUAUAGGGAAUAGGGUCCUAUUUCAGAUGCAGCUCUGUGCUAUAAAGCAUGUUCAUUGGAAAUUCUCCAUUGAGUACAGUAUCUGACCUGUCCUCUCUGCAACCCCCCCCCCAACCUUCUCCUGUAGGUGAGUGACUUCACCUGGUCUCAUGACGGUACCCAGGCUCUCAUCUCUUACCGUGAUGGCUUUGUCCUGGUGGGCUCGGUCAGCGGCCAGAGACACUGGUCAUCAGAGAUCAACCUGGAGAGCCAGAUCACCUGUGGUAUCUGGACCCCCGAUGACCAGCAGGUAACUAGUUCUACUACUCUACUACACACCUGACGACCAGCAGGUAACUCGUUCUACUACUCUACUACACACCUGACGACCAGCAGGUAACUAGGUCUACUACUCACCUGACGACUAGCAGGUAAUUAGUUAUACUACCCUACUACUCAGCUGACGACCAGCAGGUAACUAGUUCUAAUACUCUACUACUCACCUAACGACCAGCAGGUAACUAGUUCUAAUACUCUACUACUCACCUGAGGACCAGCAGGUAACUAGUUCUAAUACUCUACUACUCACCUGACGACCAGCAGGUGACUAGUUCUACUACACACCUGACGACCAGCAGGUAACUAGUUCUACUACUCUACUACACACCUGACGACCAGCAGGUAACUAGUUAUACUACUCACCUGACGACUAGCAGGUAAUUAGUUCUACUACCCUACUACUCAGCUGAUGACCAGCAGGUAACUAGUUCUAAUACUCUACUACUCACCUGACGACCAGCAGGUAACUAGUUAUAAUACUCUACUACUCACCUGACGACCAGCAGGUGACUAGUUCUAAUACUCUACUACUCACCUGACGACCAGCAGGUGACUAGUUCUAAUACUCUACUACUCACCUGACGACCAGCAGGUGACUAGUUCUAAUACUCUACUACUCACCUGACGACUAGCAGGUAACUAGUUGUACUACUCACCUGACGACCAGCAGGUAACUAGUUAUACUACUCACCUGACGACCAGCAGAUAAUUAGUUCUACUACCCUACUACUCAGCUGACGACCAGCAGGUAACUAGUUCUAAUACUCUACUACUCACCUGACGACUAGCAGGUAACUAGUUCUAAUACUCUACUACUCACCUGACGACCAGCAGGUGACUAGUUAUAAUACUCUACUACUCACUUGACGACCAGCAGGUGACUAGUUAUAAUACUCUACUACUCACCUGACGACCAGCAGGUGACUAGUUAUAAUACUCUACUACUCACUUGACGACCAGCAGGUGACUAGUUAUAAUACUCUACUACUCACCUGACGACUAGCAGGUAACUAGUUGUACUACUCACCUGACGACCAGCAGGUACAGUGGGGAAAAAAAGUAUUUAGUCAGCCAACAAUUGUGCAAGUUCUCCCACUUAAAAAGAUGAGAGAGGCCUGUAAUUUUCAUCAUAGGUACACGUCAACUAUGACAGACAAAUUGAGAAAAAAGAAUCCAGAAAAUCACAUUGUAGGAUUUUUUAUGAAUUUAUUUGCAAAUUAUGGUGGAAAAUAAGUAUUUGGUCAAUAACAAAAGUUUCUCAAUACUUUGUUAUAUACCCCUUGUUGGCAAUGACACAGGUCAAACGUUUUCUGUAAGUCUUCACAAGGUUUUCACACACUGUUGCUGGUAUUUUGGCCCAUUCCUCCAUGCAGAUCUCCUCUAGAGCAGUGAUGUUUUGGGGCUGUCGCUGGGCAACACGGACUUUCAACUCCCUCCAAAGAUUUUCUAUGGGGUUGAGAUCUGGAGACUGGCUAGGCCACUCCAGGACCUUGAAAUGCUUCUUACGAAGCCACUCCUUCGUUGCCCGGGAGGUGUGUUUGGGAUCAUUGUCAUGCUAAAAGACCCAGCCACGUUUCAUCUUCAAUGCCCUUGCUGAUGGAAGGAGGUUUUCACUCAAAAUCUCACGAUACAUGGCCCCAUUCAUUCUUUCCUUUACACGGAUCAGUCGUCCUGGUCCCUUUGCAGAAAAACAGCCCCAAAGCAUGAAGUUUCCACCCCCAUGCUUCACAGUAGGUAUGGUGUUCUUUGGAUGCAACUCAGCAUUCUUUGUCCUCCAAACACGAUGAGUUGAGUUUUUACCAAAAAGUUAUAUUUUGGUUUCAUCUGACCAUAUGACAUUCUCCCAAUCCUCUUCUGGAUCAUCCAAAUGCACUCUAGCAAACUUCAGACGGGCCUGGACAUGUACUGGCUUAAGCAGGGGGACACGUCUGGCACUGCAGGAUUUGAGUCCCUGGCGGAGUAGUGUGUUACUGAUGGUAGGCUUUGUUACUUUGGUCCCAGCUCUCUGCAGGUCAUUCACUAGGUCCCCCCGUGUGGUUCUGGGAUUUUUGCUCACCGUUCUUGUGAUCAUUUUGACCCCACGGGGUGAGAUCUUGCGUGGAGCCCCAGAUCGAGGGAGAUUAUCAGUGGUCUUGUAUGUCUUCCAUUUCCUAAUAAUUGCUCCCACAGUUGAUUUCUUCAAACCAAGCUGCUUACCUAUUGCAGAUUCAGUCUUCCCAGCCUGGUGCAGGUCUACAAUUUUGUUUCUGGUGUCCUUUGACAGCUCUUUGGUCUUGACCAUAGUGGAGUUUGGAGUGUGACUGUUUGAGGUUGUGGACAGAUGUCUUUUAUACUGAUAACAAGUUCAAACAGGUGCCAUUAAUACAGGUAACGAGUGGAGGACAGAGGAGCCUCUUAAAGAAGAAGUUACAGGUCUAUGAGAGCCAGAAAUCUUGCUUGUUUGUAGGUGACCAAAUACUUAUUUUCCACCAUAAUUUGCAAAUAAAUUCAUGAAAAAUCCUACAAUGUGAUUUUCUGGAAAAAAAAAUCUCAAUUUGUCUGUCAUAGUUGACGUGUACCUAUGAUGAAAAUGACAGGCCUCUCUCAUCUUUUUAAGUGGGAGAACUUGCACAAUUGGUGGCUGACUAAAUAAUUUUUUCCCCCACUGUAACUAGUUCUACUACUCACCUGACGACCAGCAGGUGACUAGUUCUAAUACUCUACUACUCACCUGAUGACCAACAGGUAACUAGUUCUAAUACUCUACUACUCACCUGACGACCAGCAGGUGACUAGUUCUAAUACUCUACUACUCACCUGAUGACAGCAGAUAACUAGUUCUACUACACACCUGACGACUAGCAGGUAACUAGUUCUAAUACUCUACCACUCACCUGAUGACAGCAGGUAACUAGUUCUACUACACACCUGACGACUAGCAGGUAACUAGUUAUAAUACUCUACUACUCACCUGAUGACAGCAGGUAACUAGUUAUACUACUCACCUGACGACCAGCAGGUAAUUAGUUCUACUACUCACCUGACGACCAGCAGGUAAUUAGUUCUACUACCCUACUACUCAGCUGACGACCAGCAGGUAACUAGUUCUAAUACUCUACUACUCACCUGAUGACCAGCAGGUGACUAGUUCUAAUACUCUACUACUCACCUGACGACCAGCAGGUAAUUAGUUAUACUACUCACCUGACGACCAGCAGUUGAUUAGUUCUACUACCCUACUACUCAGCUGACGACCAGCAGGUAACUAGUUCUAAUACUCUACUACUCACCUGAUGACAGCAGGUAACUAGUUCUACUACACACCUGACGACCAGCAGGUAACUAGUUCUAAUACUCUACUACACACCUGACGACCAGCAGGUAACUAGUUCUACUACUCACCUGACGACCAGCAGGUAAUUAGUUCUACUACCCUACUACUCAGCUGACGACCAGCAGGUAACUAGUUCUAAUACUCUACUACUCACCUGAUGACCAGCAGGUGACUAGUUCUAAUACUCUACUACUCACUUGACGACCAGCAGGUGACUAGUUAUAAUACUCUACUACUCACCUGACGACUAGCAGGUAACUAGUUCUACUACUCACCUGACGACCAGCAGGUGACUAGUUCUAAUACUCUAAUACUCACCUGAUGACCAGCAGGUGACUAGUUCUACUACUCACCUGACGACCAGCAGGUGACUAGUUCUAAUACUCUACUACUCACCUGACGACCAGCAGGUGACUAGUUCUAAUACUCUACUACUCACCUAACGACCAGCAGGUAACUAGUUAUACUACUCACCUGACGACCAGCAAGUAACUAGUUAUACUACUCUACUACUCAGCUGAUGACCAGCAGGUAACUAGUUCUACUACUCACCUGACGACCAGCAGGUAACUAGUUCCACUACUCACCUGACGACCAGCAGGUAACUAGUUCUACUACUCACCUGACGACCCGCAGGUAACUAGUUCCACUACUCACCUGACGACCAGCAGGUAACUAGUUCCACUACUCACCUGACGACCAGCAGGUAACUAGUUCCAAUACUCUACUACUCACCUGAUGGUGCACAGAAGCUGUUUUGCUCCACUCAUUGUGUAACACCCACCUGACCCAUUGGUUUGAUGGGGGGGGGGGCAGUGUUUAAGUUAAUAUUCUUGUUUUGCUCUGUGUCAAUAGUCUAUUUUAUGCUAUAUAACUCUAAUUAUGUACAUGCUAUACUCGAUUAUUUGUUAUUAAUAUGUAUUGUACUGUUAUUUGUUAUAUAUUAUACAGUAACGCUACAUACAUUUCAGUCCUUGACUCAGCUUCUUUAUGAACAUUAAAAUGAAAGUGCAAGUGGUCGCUGACUAGGGUCAGGAGUUUUUCCUGAUAAUGUGACCAUACCUGACCAGGAAAAACUCCAGGUUCUAACAAUUUCUGUGAUCAUGAUGGAAGGAAGACAUAAAAGUGUUUUUCCACAGCCCCAGUAUUUUGGUUCCGAGCAGAAAGGCCUGAGGCUGUGUUAGUACCGUGGUUUGUACUGAGUGACAGUCAGACUAGAGCUGGGAUGAUCAAUGGAAAAUUAUCAACACCGACCAUACGGAUCACUUAUCGCAGGCAUUUUGCUGAUAUCGUUCAUUACGAUAAGUACCCUAUACUAGAGAAAGUUUGAAAUGAAAUAAGUUUGCGAAUAUGGGUGAUUGUUAAUGGUACAAUUGAUGGCUAUAACCAUCAAACUAGUAGUAGCUAUUAUAAACUGGUUACCAACGUAAUUAGAGCAGUAAAAAUGUAUGUUUUGUCAUACCCGUGGUAUACGGUCUGAUACCACAGCUGUCAGACAAUCAGCAUUCAGGGCUCGAACCACCCAGUUUAUAAUUAUCGUUAUCGCAUCUAUUCAGGCAAUUUAUUACGACAUGGAUUUUUGUCCAUAUCGCCCAGCUCAUAGUCAGACUCACUGCUUAUCUACAUUAUCUGUCUUACUAUGAGGUGCUUUUUUGUAGGACAUUUUUGUCUGUGCCCUGACACGAUGUCAGCUCAGUUUAGUUUGUUGGCGAGUUUGUGUUUCUGUCUCUCUAGCUGAUCAUCUCUCUCUAGCGCUGCACAAAUAUCCUAGACUCUAGAUUGUAGGACCUAGACACAUUUCCAUUGUUCGCUGUAACGUAUGGACAAUAAAGGUUGUAUUCUAUUCUAGAUUCUAGGACCAAGAUGACUUAACCGUUGGUGUCCCUCCCUGGUUGUGUGUAACUGUGUUGUCAUGUCUCUCCCCAUGCAGGUGUUGUUUGGUACUGCGGAUGGCCAGGUGAUUGUGAUGGACUGCCACGGGCGCAUGCUGGCCCACAUCCUGCUGCACGAGUCAGACGGCAUUGUCAGCAUGUCAUGGAACUACCCCAGCUUCCUGGUGGAGGACAGCAGCGAGAGCGACACCGACUCAGACGACUACACACCACCACAAGGUACACUACUCUUACAAUCCUUACCCAAUCUACGCCCCAGUUUACACCCCUUAGGCCCUAACCCACACACCUUUACAGGUACAGUCCACCCCCCUUCCCAAACCUGAAAGGUACAGAUCCCUUCCCCUCAGAAUCUUCUGUUUAUGCCCCCCUGCAAGCUACAGUAACAGGCAGCCUGGGGUCACAGCAGGCACUCUACUCUCAAUCUGUUGUCUUCCUGUCCCCUCAUCAGGGUUAUGCUUUACUUAUAAUCUAGCAGGACAGAAAUACUAGUACACAGCAUGAGAGUUUAAAUCCGUCAUAGAAUACAAUUUUAAUCUGUAAUAGGUUUAGGUUUGAUGAUGAGACACGAUGCCUGUUGGGAGCAGAAUUACAGGGAAGCGUUCGGUCCAGCUGCCCUGUCCCUCCUGCGGUACCUCCCUCUGUGCAGAUGAAAGCAGAUGUGUGGCCAUCUGUUCUCCCCUAAUUCUUCCUCCUCCUCUCUUUCUCACAUUUUUACCUCACAUCUCUCCUCCAGUGACCUGCUAUGCACUGUUUUGUUUUAAGAAAGGUAAAACGGGGUAUGGUUGAGAGAAGUGACCCUGAUGCAAUACAACCGAAACAUCCAAUUUUAGGAAACGUGUAUGAAAAGUUUGACAUUGGAUCCCUAAUGCUUCAUAGUUUCAAAAAUUUACCUUUGUAAUUAUUUGAUCACAUGCAUGUCAUUUGUGAUGCUCACUUCACAUGCAUACUGCUCUGUAACUCCCCGUGGGCCAACUAAUUAACGGUCGGAAAUGGGAAGGUGAUCAUUGGACUGCACUGAACUCAGUCUAUUAAAGCAAUCCACUCCCAGACUGUGGGGGAGUAGGGGACAGGGACUCAAAGGGCCCCUAAAAACAAACGAGUGUGAAGGAGCGGAGGGAGGGAUAGAGCAAAAUAAGGAGCAUGGAGAGGAGAGUAGAGGACACAGUGGACGUGGGGAGGACGUGUGUGACAUUGGGCUGAUUUUGUCACAGGAAGUCCUAAUAGCUGACUUGGUUUUGGGGACGGUGGCGUAUAGCUGUCACAGUCAAAGUCACACCUCACCGGUCCCCUGGUUGUGCGUCACCCUAGUGACCGCCAGCCUGGGCCUUUGUCAUGGAAACUGAUUCAUGGAUAAUAUGGUUCCAAAUGUAAUGUUUUUGCAGUACACGUGCCAACGGAAAAUGGUGGCUCAGUGCAGCCCUAUCAAAAGCUAAUGGAAUUCUGAGUGAAGUUCCAAAACACAUAACCCCCACCAUAUGGCUUUCAGGUCACACAGAAUUAAAUGUUACCUUCAAUUCAGAGUUUUCACUGCAGUCAUCUAUAUGUGGCGCUGCGCCACGGCAAAAUCAUUGUCGCCACGUGAAAAAAAAAAAUGCAACAUUAAAUAAUAUUUCUGCCGAGGCGCACUAUGAAGAUACUAGAACAGUCCACAUUUACUUUUCGUCUGCAAACAAAAUGAGUAAUCAAUAGAAAAAUCAGACUACCCCAGAGUAGAAUAGUUUCUGUUUACCUAGUCGGUUUGUUGCGCGUUCUAUGCGAGAUAAAUAUUCCUCUUGAGGCUCAUUCACGUUACGAGUGCCAUAAGGAGGGAAACAUGCAUUCUGACAAGCAGUCAAUGCACAACAAUUCUUGCAAUCGGGGGGGAAAACAGCCGUUUUAAUGGUCUUUGUUAAAAAGAGGGAGAUCUUUCCAUUCCUACUUUAUUUAUGAAUCAACUCCUAAAUAUGUGCGAACUGCACCAUUUUUUAAACCCGGUGUUUUUAGCAGCAGCAUGGUUAAGCACAUUACUGCUCUGCAAAUAGUUGUGAGUGCAUAGGGGAGAGUGGGGCUAAAUGUAACACGGGUCAAUUGUAGGGUAACUUGGGGUAAAAUGCCACCCUACCUAAAAAUCUUUUUUUUUUGAGUGACUUAAAUUGUGACAUAACAGAUUAUAUUUUUUUGUUGAGCAAGAGUAGCGGCAACCAGGGAAAGUGUUGUGGGAAGAAAUUGUGACAUGAAAGUGGUUUCUGUGAGAAGUACUGGCAUGGGGCAUGUUACCCUGUGUUUUUUGGGACAUUAAAUUCAUCAAUAGGAUGCUAACCAGUUAAAAUAUAACGUUUAGGAUCUAGCUAAUGAUUUGCCCAAUAGGGUAAAUGCAAAAAUAGACAACCCCAUGCUUCAGCCUAUUUCUUUAUAGCCACUAUGCUGCAUCAGUUGGGCUACAGGUGAUCAUGUUUAUUGCUAAUAGCAUACCUGAUAGUAUGGACCAUACAUACAGUGGGGAGAACAAGUAUUUGAUACACUGCCAAUUUUGCAGGUUUUCCUACUUACAAAGCAUGUAGAGGUCUGUAAUUUUUAUCAUAGGUACACUUCAACUAUGAGAGACGGAAUCUAAAACAAAAAUCCAGAAAAUCACAUUGUAUGAUUUUUAAGUAAUUAAUUUGCAUUUUAUUGCAUGACAUAAGUAUUUGAUCACCUACCAACCAGUAAGAAUUCCGGCUCUCACAGACCUGUUAGUUUUUCUUUAUGAAGCCCUCCUGUUCUCCACUCAUUACCUGUAUUAACUGCACCUGUUUGAACUCAUUACAUGUAUAAAAGACACCUGUCCACACACUCAAUCAAACAGACUCAAACCUCUCCACAAUGGCCAAGACCAGAGAGCUGUGUAAGGACAUCAGGGAUAAAAUUGUAGACCUGCACAGGGCUGGGAUGGGCUACAGGACAAUAGGCAAGCAGCUUGGUGAGAAGGCAACAACUGUUGGCGCAAUUAUUAGAAAAUGGAAGAAGUUCAAGAUGAUGGUCAAUCACCCUUGGUCUGGGGCUCCAUGCAAGAACUCACCUCGUGGGGCAUCAAUGAUCAUGAGGAAGGUGAGGGAUCAGCCCAGAACUACACGGCAGGACCUAGUCAAUGACCUGAAGAGAGCUGGGACCACAGUCUCAAAGAAAACCAUUAGAAACACACUACGCCGUCAUGGAUUAAAAUCCUGCAGCACACGCAAGGUCCCCCUGCUCAAGCCAGCGCAUGUCCAGGCCCGUCUGAAGUUUGUCAAUGACCAUCUGGAUGAUCCAGAGGAGGAAUGGGAGAAGGUCAUGUGGUCUGAUGAGACAAAAAUAGAGCUUUUUGGUCUAAACUCCAUUCGCCGUGUUUGGAGGAAGAAGAAGGAUGAGUACAACCAAGAACACCAUCCCAACCGUGAAGCAUGGAGGUGGAAACAUCAGUCUUUGGGGAUGCUUUUCUGCAAAGGGGACAGGACGACUGCACCGUAUUGAGGGGAGGAUGGAUGGGGCCAUGUAUCGCGAGAUCUUGGCCAACAACCUCCUUCCCUCAGUAAGAGCAUUGAAGAUGGGUCGUGGCUGGGUCUUCCAGCAUGACAACGACCCGAAACACACAGCCAGGGCAACUAAGGAGUGGCUCCGUAAGAAGCAUCUCAAGGUCCUGGAGUGGCCUAGCCAGUCUCCAGAUCUGAACCCAAUAGGAAAUCUUUGGAGGGAGCUGAAAGUCCGUAAUGCCCAGCGACAGCCCCGAAACCUGAAGGAUCUGAAGAAGGUCUGUAUGGAGGAGUGGGCCAAAAUCCCUGCUGCAGUGUGUGCAAACCUGGUCAAGACCUACAGGAAACGUAUGAUCUCUGUAACUGCAAACAAAGGUUUCUGUACCAAAUAUUAAGUUCUGCUUUUCUGAUGUAUCAAAUACUUAUGUCAUGCAAUAAAAUGCAAAUUAAUUACUUAAAAAUCAUACAAUGUGAUUUUCUGGAUUUUUGUUUUAGAUUCCGUCUCUCAUAGUUGAAGUGUACCUAUGAUAAAAAUUACAGACCUCUACAUGCUUUGUAAGUAGGAAAACCUGCAAAAUUGGCAGUGUAUCAAAUACUUGUUCUCCCCACUGUAUGCUAUAUGCAUGGUCCAAUAUGUUAAAAUAAUUUUAAAAUGUAACCAAUAUAGCUAGGUUUCCAUCCAAUAUGCGACACAUUUUGAUGCAAAUAUUUGAUAAUCUGCUUAAACAAUAUGUGCAUUUUCCCACAAGGGAUGUGUUUCCAUCAAACAUACUUUUUGCAGAUAAAUGGCUGUGCGUGAUGACGUAGUGCACAUAAAAAUAACUUUUGUCACAAAAGCUGUUGCUUUAUAUAGCAAAUGUGCCCACUCUGGUCUUGGCACAUGCACUCUAGCCAACAGCUAGCAGAUACAGUGCGGGUAGGCUACCUACAUUAUGAGAUUAUUAUGGAUAAGUGCGAUAUUAUUUGUAUUUGUCAAACGGCAGGCAAGCAUCGAUCAUCAUGUCCCCAGAAUAAGACCCUGGAUAUUUAUUGGAAAGGCACAUCAAGCUCAUCACUUUGCACAUUUACUACCCUGUGAAGUUCAUCAUAACUUAUUUCAUAUGUAGCCUAAUAAACUGCACACAAACAAAUCAUUGCGUGACAAAAAGAUCCCACCACGUCGAACAAACAAAUUGUCUGUCGGCAUUUAUAAAAUUGUACCGGCAUUUCCUGUUUCCAUCAGCCCGGUCGUGACUUUUUUCAUGCGUCAGUUUAUUCAUCCGCAUUAAAGGGUUGGAUGGAAAUGUGGUUUAUGUUAUUGGGCUCAUUUCUGGAGGUGGAAAUUAUCAUUUUAAAUGGUGUCAGCAUAAUUUUAUUUUCAUUCAUUUGGAGUAGAAUAUCCUUUUUAAAAGUCACCAGAACUGAGCUUCUAAGUCCUUCUACAUAAAAAUUAUCCGGGAGCCCCGUGACCUUUUCCAGAGGAAACAUUGCUUCAAUUUGAAUCAUCAUUUUACCCUAAUUCUAUGUCUCUUGUCUACACCAACUCCCCUCAUCCCUCCAAUGACCUGAAAGCAGUACUGUACAGCUACAAGGUUACCAGUUUAACCAAGGGGCCGAUAUGUGAUGUAACUGCUUUAAUAGGGCUUUGUUAGAGAUACCCUUGUGUUACACAAACCUGUCUGUUUGCUGCAUCUCCCCUGGUCUUUGGUUUGCUAAGCAUUUCUUUGGUGGAACACCUCUCAGCCCCAUUGGGGAGUGAUGUGCAUGAUUAGCAGCUCACAUAACGGCCUCCAUUUUAUGUGCACAGUUUUUUUUUCUUCUUAAUUGCAUCUCUUUGGUUGCUAUGGUUGUAUCGAUGGCUGGGCCUGGGCCAGCCUCCCCUUGAUGUGUUUACAGUCUGGUCGGUCGGUGUGUAGUAAAGUUAAAAAGUGCUUGCCUUAGCUGGAACGGUAAUUAUGCUCUAAUUCACUAAUUAAAAAAGUCGCUGGUAAUUGAUUGGCGCUGAGAAAUGAUCUGCGGGCAUAGCAGGCUGGCGGGAAGGGCAGGCUAGCGGACGACUCUCAAGACGCUGGUUGAAGAUGCCAGGCCUUCUGCUGCUGCUGUCUGACUGCCAAGAUUACUUUGACAUGAUAUUUGCUACACCAUGACACUGGAGUGUUGCUUAGAACUAAACAAUACAACCAGUACAUCACACACUGUUUAAUACAGGACAGGACUGGGUUUCCCAGAAGCAUCGUAGCACUUAGUUUCAUGGAAUUAAGAUGAUUUUAGUGCUAUGAUGCUUUUGGGAAAUCCAGCCCAGGUCAGUUUCAUAGCGUAGCACAAUGCAAAGAGUAGGAUGUAACCUUGACAUUUUUUCCUGACAACGUGACGUGAUCAGUUCCUCAUGUUUAGGUAAAGCUCCUCGCCCUUCAUCACUGAUCGUAUGUUCACAUAAAACCAUGGACUAAUACAGAACGGUCAUGAUAGUCGUCCCUAGUCCCUUUGAGGCACCCCAGAUUUACAUGGUGUACAAAGCAGCGGUGGCUGUGUUUUUAUGAAGGCCUGUUAUUUAUAGCCCUGAGAGAGUGGACGGAUGGUAGUAAGGUGAGAUGCAUGGGUGUCUUUGUGCUUCUGAAUAGGACACAGUAGAGAUUACUACCCCAAGAUGAAUCACUAGGAGCAGCUGCCAAAGAUGCAGAAAUGUCCUUGUGUCCCACUACCCCUCCCCCAUUACACACACACACACACACACACACACACACACACACACACACACACGGUGUCCCUCACUCUCAAUCUAUUUUAUGGCCCACUGGAAAUGCAUAUUGAUCACCCCAUCCUCUGACGUGGUUGCUAAGACGUUAUCAACGUAUAAUACAGGGAAUGCUUGCAUAUGGUCUGAAUCCCUGAAAAUAUAAGAAAGAGCAAUUUCUCGUAGUCGGAAUGUCAGUCUCUCUGAAAUAGAAUCAGAAUAGGAUCAUGGUUGACCUGGUUUUGUAUCGCUCUGUUGACCUCCCUCUCUGUCUUUAUCUGGUUGUGUUUCGGUCUCUUUGUUUCUGUGGUUGUGUUGUGGUAUAUCUCUCUCUCUGACCUGGUCUUGUUGGGGUCUUUGUCUCCGCAGUGCAACGUUUGAAGCCUCUGCUGACGGUCAGCUUCACCUCUGGAGACAUCAGCCUGAUGAACAACUAUGAUGACCUCUCUCCCACUCUCAUCCGCACUGGCCUCAAGGGUAUGUGUGUUUGUAUCAAGGUUAUUAUAGUUUUUUAAAAAAUAUUUAUUUGUUUUUAUUUCUAUUAGUUUUUAGAUUUUUUUCAGUUUAGUUUCAUUUAGUUUUCAGACCUGAUUUGCUAGUUUGUAUUUAGUUUCAGUUGGUUAAAAGUAUUUAUAUUUCGUUUUUAUAUUAUUACGUUUCAGAUUUCGUGUUAGGGAGAGAAAGCAUGCGUGGGCCAGGCUAUGAGCUAUUUGUGUUGUAUAGUUUAUAUAGUAUUUUCGGGGGGGAUAUCUGGGGGGCAGCAAUACAUAAGGUGAUGAUGGGUCAGGUCAUAGGUUAGGUUUAAAGGGGCAGUCAGCAGUUGCUACAUCCAUUGAAGACUAUAACUUAUAAAUGCCUCAUGAGCGUAGUUUCAACUGUUGUUCCCCAUCAGAACCCAAAAUAUAAGCUUGUUUUACUCCAAUGUUUGUAAACAAAGUAAACGUAAACACUAACUCCUCAAAACAUGGUUAAAACUAUCAUUUUGAUCAUGGAUGGUCAGUCCUUGCAUCCAUAGCUCUGUCUAUGAAUUUUAAGUGGUUACAUUUCUCCAGCCCCAUCCCUCAGCUUUUUACCGAAACAGUGGCGGGCCCUUUAAAUUAUAAAGUCAAUCUCAAUGUGACUGCGCUGAGACUGGUACAAAAAAUAUGGUGGAAGGAAACUUGCUCAUGUUUAUACCAAUCCAAUGCCUUUUCACCUCAGUAGGACAUGUAAGAAGAAUCAUGCACAAACUAGGCCUAUUUGAAACAUGGCCAUAUCCUGGCAGCAUUUACCCGCCAGAUUCAGUAGCUUGAAAACCGUCCAAAAGCUUGAAAACCCCACUUGAUUUUUGCCCAAAGUUUAGAAAGGAAACUACAACUGAACGUAAUUCAUGAUGGUAUUUAUUGUUUUGGAGUCAAAGAUAGCUUCAUUAAAGUUGUAGUUUUUCAAACUGGUUUGUUAAAGCGGCAAUAUUUGACCAAAUUCACAUAGAAAUGUGCGUUAUAGAUCUGUCAUUCUCAUUGAAAGCAAGUCAUUGAAAGCGUUAUUUCUAUGCUUCCCGUUCUUAAGUUUCAUUUUUGCAUCUUUUACUUUCGGUUUUGUACACAAGCUUCAAACAGCUGAAAAUACAAUAUUUUUGCUUAUGGAAAAUAUAUUUCACUGAGUUUUAGAUGUUACAAUGAUUCUCUACACUAUACUUGCUUGUUUUGUCACAUAAACUGAAAUUAGGCGAAUUAUUACAAAUUUUAGCAACCAGGAAAUGGUGGAGCGAUUUCUGCGUAGUGCAUCUUUAAUUAUUUUAUUUCAGUUGACUAAAUAGUUUUUUCAUGAUUAGUUUUAGUUUACUAUAAUAGCCUUGGUUUGUAUUUGUGUGUUUAGUCCUCUCUCUCACUCCUUUUGGGGAUGGGGGGACGGUCUGUGUAUUCCCAGGGUUUUUUCUGGAUCAAAAAUGGGCUUAGGUGGUGGGCGUGGCAGGGGCACGGUCGGCCCGUCGGAGGGGCUGAAUUCUUUAGAAUUUGAGGCCCCCAUCUUGGCGGUGUAGAGACUUUUGUGCCUUUUUAAAGCAAAUUUCCUGCAAUUCUAUGCAUUUUGCCAUGGCUAAUGCUGUGUUCUUUUGCUCAAACAUGAUAACAAAAUCUAUAUUGCGAAAUUCUCCCAGACUUUUACAUUUACAUUUACGUCAUUUAGCAGACGCUCUUAUCCAGAGCGACUUAUACAUUUUUAUUUUGGUGAUUGUUAGUUCUCAAAGAUGAUAUAAUAAAAUAAGAUAUAGCUCCAUUAUUUUUUCUACAUACUUUAUAUCUGGUUUGAGUUGUUUUGGUUAAGUUACACGGAAAGUGUUUUUCCAUCCCGUUAUUAUUUUAUUUUUUGGCACUGUUUGGAUUUAGACGAUCCGAAAAAACCCCUGAUUCCCACUCUCUUCUGCUGUCUAGGCCUAUAUCACACACAUUGGUCAGUGGUGUUCUUAAGGGUAAGUGGUUUGUGCGUGUGUGUGUAAACUGUGUAUGUAUGCUCACCCUCUCUCCUCUUCUCGGUGUGUGGUAGAUGUAGUGGUCCAGUGGUGUUCUCAGGGUGAUCUCCUGGCCGUGGCUGGGAUGGAGAGAGCUGUCCUGCCCUCCGACUCCUCCUGUCUACCUCCCACCAGAAACGCUAUCGUCAAGUUCUACAACGUCUGCGGAGAGCACAUCUACACACUGGACACGCCUGCACAGGUAAUAACACACACACACACACACACACACACUUAGACACACACUCCAGCAUCCACAACACAUCUUCAGUACUACACACACACACAUACACACACAACACCUUACAUUGGUAAACAUACUAUUGAGAAGUCACAUCAUAUGCUAUAAGUUCCAUAGAAUAAUCACCAUCCCCGUUCUCUCCAGCGUCCCAUCACCACGCUGUGCUGGGGUCACCGGGACUCUCGUCUGUUCUUGGCGUGCGGCGCGGUGCUCUACGUGGUGCGGGUGGAGCACCGGGUGGCCAGCCUGCAGCUGCUGUGCCAGCAGGGCAUCGCCGGGGCGCUCCGGGAGGAGAAGGACGUGGCAAAGCUCACCAUGCCCUCUCGUCUCUGCUCUUACGUCACCACAGCCUUCGCACCCACCAUCAAGGUACAGGGGUUAGGGGAUGUCACAUACCGUAUGGAUGUAUGUCUGGGAGGGUGAGGAUGUGCUACUCUAUGGAAAGGGGAGGUUGAGGGUUCUGGUUAUACAAACUGACAUUCAGUUUCCAGGGUAAGAUAGGGGGUUGAAAAAGAGUUGAACAAGGGAUAAAAUUGCUACUUGACUUGAGUCAGCACCAGGAGUCGCCGCUUUGUGCCAGAAUGCUCAUCAUCCUCUCUCCACCUCUAGCCCCCCAUUCCGGACCCCAACAAUAUGCGUGACUUUGUGAGUUACCCGACGGCGGGGAACGAGCGUUUGCACUGCACCAUGAAGCGUACGGAGGACAACCCUGAGGUGGGCGGGCCCUGUUACACCCUCUACCUGGAAUACCUGGGGGGCUUGGUGCCCAUCCUCAAGGGCCGACGCAUCAGCAAGCUCCGUCCCGAGUUCGUGAUCAUGGACCCCAAGACGGACGGCAAAGCAGGUGAGGUUAUACUGGAGAUGCUGUGUGAGGUGGUUUGAAAGUGUUGAUGGUGCUUGUUUUGAAAAUGUCACAUUGAAAUCCUGCUCCCUUAUGACUGUUCUAACAAGGCCUUCUAGAAGAUUCUGUUGCUUUGGGAGCUGGUUCAGCAUCUUGUAUGACUGCUUUUUACUUGAAAAGUGUGAAGUCAGUGUCUUCUUCUUGUUAAUAACCGUUAGUUACUAAAAUAUUAUUUGUCAAAGUCUGCUGCCCAGCCAGAGCCUCCUUCCCUGCUCCUCUGGUACUUUUCCAUUCAUAUAACAUGUAGGACUAACUUGUGGUGAAGAAGUUCCAGACAGUGUUGGUUGGCAUUGAGAGAGUGAGUGUUCUCAGUGUUAAUAGUCACACAGCCAGCCAGCCACAGUACAGAGCAGACUGGGCCCAUGUUAACUGCUUAAUGGCCUCUGGGAUCUACCAUAAAUCACCUCCCUCCCCUCCCUCUCCACUGCCCUCUCCUGUGAUAAAUGAAUCCAGCCAUGAAAUGUAUGCAGCCCAUUCACACUUAAAUGCCGAUAAAGUAAAUUAUCUUGACCUAAACUGGAGCAGUCGCGGUUCAGGGGCCCCAUAUGAAUGAGAAAAGUUUUUUGGAAACGAUAGUUUGGGGGACUAAAUAAGUUGAAAAGUUAGUGUUAGUGAGUGUGUGCGUCUGAAAUUGGAUAUGAUUUAAUGUCAGUUCGUUCAUUGCAUGACUUAGAAGAGGUGAAGGAAGUGUGCCCCCUGCUGUUAACACUGGGGAUAUGUAUGUGUUGUGAUAAAAUAAAUAAAGGUUGGUAAAGUCACAGUGGUUAGGAUGGAUACAUAUCACUGUUGAUCAAUGUCAGUUUGACUUAUAUCCCCAUAUGCAGAGAUAUACUGUAGUGCCCCAUGAGUCAGUGACACUUAAUGAAUGAUCACCCUGACGAUAUUAUUGAUAGAGUAGUAGACAGACACCCAUCAUUUCCCCAUCACACCACCUUCAUUGUAUUACCCUCAUCUUUCUUUCUCCCAUCCCCUGUUUCCCUCUCUCCUUCUAGAUGAGGUGUAUGGGAACAGUCUGAUCUCGUCGAUGAUAGACAGCUGUAACUGUUCAGACUCCAGUGAUAUAGAGCUGAGUGACGACUGGGUCGGCAAGAAAUCCCCAAAGAUAUCCAGAGGCAGCAAGUCUCCCAAACUUACCAGGUAAUAAACAGCCUUUAUACUGCACUCAGUAUAAAACUAUUAUUAAUGAAUAACAAGCAUGUGUUUUGAUUUAGAUUAAUUGUUGUACUUACUAUUUUGGGACGAUUCUAUUAUUUGGAGUUCACAAUGAAACCCAAAUGUUUUGUUUGGACCUACAAAGUACUGACUAAGCUGCCACAUUUUUGUCUACUAAUGCUGCUUGAAUAUUAUGCACUGUUUUGUUUCAUUUGUUUCACUGCAUGCCUAAACCUUUCUAUUUCAUGUGCUACCUUCUCUGUAGAGACUUAGUCUGUCCCUUUACCAACAGGAUCAAUAUUGACCCCAGGAAGUCCCCCAAACUGUCCCGCGCUACGCAGGAGAUCUCGCGGUCGCCACGGUUACCCAUCCGGAAGCCGUCCAUUGGAUCCCCAAGUCUCACCCGCAGAGAGUUCCCCUUAGAUGACAUCACACAGGUAAUGGACCUCAUUCUGAUUUCCUUUCUGUCCUAUCAUCAUACAUUUGAGGGAUUUGAAGAAGUACUGAUUUGUUUGUGGUUUUUGUCUUUUGCAGCAUAACUACCUUGCUCAGGUCACAUCCAACAUUUGGGGAACAAAGUUUAAGAUUGUGGGACUUGCCACCUUCUUGCCAACCAAUCUUGGUGCAGGUAACUACCAAUCAGUUACUUCUGAGGGAAAUUAAAAUACCUUUUUAACUAUGGUUCCAAUUUAUGUAAUAACCGUAUUCCUUCUCCCCUCUUUCUUUUGUCUCCUAUUUUCCCCCUUUUACCCCCACUUCUCUCUCUCUCUCUCUCUCUCUCUCAGUGAUCUACAAGACGAGUCUGCUCCACCUGCAGCCCAGACAGAUGACCAUCUACCUGCCGGAGGUGCGUAAGAUCUCCAUGGACUACAUCAACCUGCCCGUGUUCAGCCCCAACGUCUUCAGUGAGGACGAGGAUGACCUGCCCGUCACCGGGGCCUCCGGCGUGGCCGACGACAACCCUCCCUGCACCGUCAACAUCCCCAUUGCCCCCAUCCACAGCCCUGCCCAGGCUAUGUCCCCCACCCAGAGCAUCGGCCUGGUCCAGUCCCUCCUAGCCAAUCAGAACGUCCAGCUGGACGUCCUAUCCAAUCCCACGGCCAUCUCCUCCGUGGCUGCUGCAGGGGCGGGGGGGUCGUCUGACCAGGGCCAGGACACCAUCCUGACCGCCCAGUACACGGUUCCCAGCAGGUACUCAAGUCCUGGACAGGUCAUCUUUGGAGGGCUGGAGAUGAGCCGGCUUCUGGUUGGGCCUCCUUCCUCUCAUCACCACCACCAACAACAACAACAACAACAACAACAACAAAGCCAUCAACAACAACCGCAGCAGCAACAUCAUCAGCAACAACAAAUUCAGCAUCAACAACAACAACAGCUACAGCACCACCAUCAACAGCUACAACAACAGCAACAACGACUAGCGCAGCAACAUCACCAACAGCAACUGGCACAGCAACAUCAACAGCAGAUCCAGCAGCAGCAGAUGCUGCAACACCAACAGAUGCAGCAGCAGCAGAUCCACCAGCAGCAGCAACACAUUCAACAGCAGAUCCAGCACAUGCAGCAACAGCAGCAGCAGAUCCAACAACAACACCAACAACAGCUCCAGCACCAACAACAGCUCCAGCAGCAGUUACAGCAGCAACAGAUACAGCAGCAUAUGCAACAGCAACAACAACAGCAACAGCAUCAGCAGCACCAUCAGAUGCAGCAACAGCAGCAGAUACAACAGCAACAACACCAUCAGAUGCAGCAUCAGCUCCAGAUCCCUGUCCCCUCUCAGGUGUCAGGUGCAACGGUGCACCAGCUCCAACAGGGCGCGCUCCAGAUCCAGAUCCCCCACCCUGCAGGGGGGCUGGUGGCUGAGAGAAGGGUCAGUGUAGAAAAUGAGCACCUGCUGAAGAUCAAACCCACCCGCUCUGCCCCCCAGCUGGCUGAGGGGGACACGGUGGUGUUCAGUGCCCCUCUGGAGCUCAGCAAGAUGAACCCCCCACCCCCCUACCCCGGGACGGUGGCUGCUGCUGCAGCUGCAGCCUCUGGACAGGCUGGGGGCAGUAACGGCACCCCGCCGCCAGUGGACCUGUGCCUGAAGAAGGGUGAGUUCUCCCUGUAUCCUCCUGGCCAGCAGGCGGCACAGUACCCAACGCCGCUAGGCUACGAGCGGAUAACUACAUUCGACAGCAGGGGUAACGUGGAAGAGGUGUGCCGGCCUCGAACGCGGCUCGUCUGCAACCAGAACAUCUACACGCUCCAGGUCCCGGGAAGCUCAGCCACCCUCCGGGUUACCUCCUCUUCUUCCUCCUCUUCCUCAUCGGACGGGAAGAAGAUCCAACUGCCCUACGCCUCAGCAACCCUCAACAGGCUCACCGUUCCCCGCUAUUCCAUACCCAGCGGAGAUCCGCCCCCCUACCCCGACACAGCCAAUCAGAACACCACAGGGGGGAGGAGCCCCGGACAGAGGCUGGACAGCAGUCUGAUCCACGCCACACUCAGACGGAACAGCCGAGAGGCCGCUCUCAAAGUCUCCCAGAUGCUGGACCCUCAGAGGACCCUGCCCCCCAAAGCCAAAUCCCAAAACGCUGCACUGGCGGCUUCCUACCAGCAGAGGGUGCCCACAGCCCUGUACACCUGCAGUCAGUGCAGUAGUAACAGCAGUUCGCUUAGCAGUGCAGCCAGCAGUGCUCCCAGUGGAACUGCGAAUGGAAUCGCAGAAGGUACAAUCAUUAAACAGGAUUUCCCUCUGGGGAAUGGAGCUCCUCACAGCACGGUGAUCGUCCACUCCAACAGCGCCUCUCCCUUAGCCUCUCAUUCCUCCUACAACCUGCUGAGCCUGGAUGGCUCUGGGAAUGGAGGAGGAGGUGGGAACAGAGACAGGGCUGACUAUGUGAACUCUGCCUUCACAGAGGAUGAAGCACUGAGUCAGUCAUUGAGGCAUCUGGCGCUAGGGGGUGCAGAUGUGUCUGGACUGACAGUCAAGAGGCCUCCGCCGUACCAGUGGGACCCAGCCGCCACUGAGGAGGUGUGGGUGCCCCAGGAACGGACUGGUACUCUGAGCUCUGCUGCCCCCCCCGGCACCCACAAACCACCCCCGCUCAUCCUCAGCCCGGCCCAGCACCUCGACCUCUCCCGGCUGCCUUUCGUCCUCUCCCCCAAGUCCCCCACCAGCCCCAGUGCUGCCUCUUUCCAGGCCGCCGCUGCAGCUGCAGGUUACCAGAUCUCCCUCCAGUACGCUCCUGGCACAACCUACAGUGGGCCCCAGCAGCAGCCCAUGCCAGGCUCUCCCCGGCUUUGCUCCCCUAAGGAGGUGGUGGCCCCGGUCCCCUUCUCCCAGCAGGAUGCCACCCUGGUCCUUCCACCUGGCUAUCCAGCCAACCUGUCUAACCUGGCCUGCUGCCCCCUCCCUCCAAUGUACCCGGGGGGUAGCUCCUGUGCCGGGCUCCCCAUCCCCCCCAUUGCCCUACACACUCCCUGGGGCACCUACAAUCCCUGCCCCCCCAUGCCCAGCCCUUCGGGGACGCUGCCCCCCAUGCCCGCCAAGCUCUCUCAGAUGAUGGUGGACAAGUCAGUCCUCUCUCCCCCUCCUCCCCCACCACCUCCCCCUCCCCCAGCAGAGAUGCAGCUGCAGGGUCACGGUGGCUCCCCAGAGGCCAUGGCCAUGGAGGCCGGAGAGGGCUUCCAGGAGGUCCUCUCCCUCAAUGAGAGCCCCGUGCCCAGCAGCGCUGACAAGUUCGGCAAGAAGAACCGCAAGCGGGCCGAUGGCAGGGUUGAGGAGGCCAAUGCACCGGCCAUCGCCGAGGGAGGCAAGUCCAAGAAGGAGGGUCGGGCCCUGGGCGACUUCAACUCUCUGAUCUCCAGCCCGCGGCUGAGCGGCAGGGACAAGAAGAAGCCCAAAGGCCAGAAGGAGCAGCAGCUAAAGGCUAAGAAGCUGAGCAAGGCUCCCACAAACAGUGAGUUCCAGGACAGCUCAGAGAGUGAACCUGAGCUCUUCAUCAGUGGGGACGAGCUGCUCAACCAGUGCCAGAGCGGCAAGAAGGGCUGGAAGAGCAAGAGGAGCCUGCGGGUGGCCAGCGAGCUGGAGGAGAUCAAGUGCCGCAAGGCCAACGAGAAGGAGGACCGCGGGCUGGGAAGCCAGGGCUUUGUCUAUGUCAUGGCCAACAAGCAGCCACUGUGGAAUGAGGCCACUCAGGUCUACCAGCUGGACUUUGGGGGACGUGUCACACAGGAGUCGGCCAAGAACUUCCAGAUCGAACUGGAGGGGAGACAGGUGAGGUGGCUUCAGAUGUAGUUUUCACACAUAGAUGGGAAGUUUGGUAUAGAUAGUGUAGGAAUGUAGAAGAGUGAAUCCAUUCGCUUGUAAGAAUAUGAAAUGGAACAAAUAUAAAUAUAAUUCAGCAUUCAAUAGGGAAAUAGCUCAGAGACUCAUGACAAUCUGAAAUGUUGUGUUUGUUAGCUUCCUGUCUAUUUUCUCUAACUGUGUGUUUGUUUGCAUUUGUGACCAGGUGAUGCAGUUUGGCAGGAUUGACGGCAACGCCUACAUCCUGGACUUCCAGUACCCGUUCUCUGCUGUUCAAGCCUUCGCAGUGGCUCUAGCUAAUGUCACUCAACGCCUCAAAUGA